AUGAGUUCUCAAGAUAAUAUUAAUGGAACUAGCACUGCUAAUCCAAAUUGGUAUAAAAUUGAAAAUGACGUAAAAACAAAGCUUAUAAAUUUUCUUCAAAGUAAUGAAGAAUCAAUUUCUUUAGAUAUAAAUAACACUAUAGA
Messenger RNA from Acaulospora colombiana, 143 nucleotides. Lineage: Eukaryota; Fungi; Glomeromycota; Glomeromycetes; Diversisporales; Acaulosporaceae. The record is from the annotation of a GenBank genome assembly.